AUGUCGAACGGUGGGGCCGAGGACCAAGUGUCGCUAGUGUCUUCCAGGAGUAUCAACCCAUCGGCUGAUACGAUCACCAAAAUCGUGAGGCGUAUUCGUGCUUUGACACUUAAGUUGCUCCCUCUGGAAGUCGAGUCCGAUGUUCUUAACGAUCCUACGUCAACCGUUCUGACUUCAGAUUUCCUGCGCCGACUUCGCCGCUGUGCUUUCCAACCUCCACGUUGGCUGUUCAUUUGGGAUGCGGACCACAAUCCGGCUGAUUACGGUGAGAACAUGGGACGCGCCGCUGCAUGCGAAAUACUGGCACGCCGAGUCGUACAUACAUAUGAUUCGGAUAGGCUUAAUGCCAUAAUGUCGAAACGGUACAAACAUCUGGAAUGGGAUGGAGACGAAAGUUCGCUUGCUUCGGCCCUGGAAUUAGCCAUUGACCAGCAUUGUACAAUAUUUCUCUCUUCUAGCGAAUCUCAGUUUGUUGUUAAUAGCUUGUGGAGGGGGGACUGGGUUCAGAGGAACAACCCCGAUCACGAAAUUUACUGUCAUAGGCAUUUGGACCCUUCGAGGCUGGGUGUUCCCAGGUAUCAGAGUUGGUUUAGAAUGCUCAUCUGGGUCUUUUUCCUUUUGUUUACUCUCAUGCUGCAUUCCGCAAAUUCGCUGCAGAGUUUCGAUCCAUGGGAGGUGAUUCUCUAUUUUAUGACUCUUGCUUACACUAUCGAAGGUGAGUUUAUGUCAACACAUUGCAAUCAGAUAUACAAAAUAUUUCGCUUCUUCACCUGGAAGGUGCUCGGCUUCUGGAACAUGAUCUCACUUCUUACGGAUGCCCUCCUCGUCGCCGCAUUUUCUUUGCGUGUAGCUGGCUUGGCCAAUUCCAAUAGCGACCAACAGGCAUCCCACAAGUUGAAGAGUUUCCAGAUUUUGGCCUGUGUCGCUCCUUUGAUUUGGAUGAAACUCAUCACUGUACUCGAUGGAUUUAAAUAUGUUGGGACAAUGCAGAUAUGCGUUUCACGUAUGCUCCAGGAGUCAGGGAUAUUCUUGGCUUUAUUGUCCAUCUUGGGUAUCGGGUUUGCGCAGAGCUUGUAUGCGUUAGAUGCUGCGGACGGACACACUGAACACGGCUCACUGGUUUUCAACACAUUGAUCCAGGCUUUGCUUCAGUGGUCAGCGACCGUCACUGUGAUUCUUCUCAACAUCCUCAUUUCGCUCUUCUCAUCUGCGUAUGAUGAUGUUACAAAAGACGCCGCGGCAGAAUACCUUGCCUUCUUUGAAAUGAUUCGCGCACCAGACGACUAUGUUUUCCCUGCUCCUUUCAAUCUGAUCGAAGGGAUUUUCGUUGUUCCUUUCGAGCCCAUGCUUUCCAAGCAGGACUACGCCAAGCUUAGUCGAACGGUCAUGCUCAUAACUUUCUGGCCCGUCCUUUUCUCUAUCCACCUCUUUGAGACUCAUCUCGAUUUUAAAACCAAUCGGUACUUCCGCCAGUUUUUCAUGGUGGGGGAUGAUGGCGAGGAGGAUGAUCCGACCGUUCAGGACCCAGCCGUCGAAGGAGAGGAGGGCGACCUGCAAAUCAGCCGAGUCCCAUUUGAGAAGCUUUUGUCAUACUUCCCAAACACUCAUCAGUCCACAGAGGCCGCCAUUAUUGGGGAAAUUCGUGCACUUCGGGAGAAAGUUGAAGAAUUGGUAAGGAUUGCAGCACGGGAGGGGAAGGUAGACUAG
Molecule: messenger RNA, 1707 nt
Organism: Cantharellus anzutake
Lineage: Eukaryota; Fungi; Basidiomycota; Agaricomycetes; Cantharellales; Hydnaceae
Exons: 20
Coding region: 1-1707 (568 amino acids)
Source: RefSeq, a predicted model, not a curated record